UCCAAUUUUGCUUCUAGACCGCGCAGCUGAUAAAAUCAAAAUGGUUCAGUCCCGAAGCCGUAGUCGAAGUCCGCCGCGCAGUUACCGCAAGAACAACAGCAGCGAUGAAGGUCGCCACCGAGAGCAUCGCCAUCGCAGCCGUACGACGCAUGGUCACCGUUCGUUCCGGCACCGUCGUCAUCACUACCGUAGCGUUAGCAGCACUGCCAGCGAAACAUCGGCCUGUUCAUCCUGCCGGUCCACUCCGGAACGUUCCAACCGGCCGGUGGAUCCCCCGAAGAGUAAGUGCCUCGGUGUGUUCGGCCUAAGCAGCUACACCAACGAAACCAGCCUGAUGGACGUUUUCGCACCGUACGGAACCAUUGACAAGGCGAUGAUUGUCUACGAUGCCAAGACGAAGGUUUCCCGAGGGUUCGGAUUCGUGUACUUCCAGGAGCAGAGUGCGGCCACCGAAGCCAAAAUGCAGUGUAAUGGAAUGAUGCUGCAUGAGCGCACGAUUAGAGUGGAUUAUUCGGUGACCGAAAGACCGCAUACGCCCACGCCCGGUGUCUACAUGGGAGCUAGAAGCACUGAGAAACGGAAGCACCGCAGUUCCUAUAGCUACAGGGGACGGAGCUAUGAUGACGAUUACCAUCAUCGGCGGUCAAGACGCAGCAGAUCUCGUUCCUGUCAUCAUCACCGUAGAUCUAGUCAUCGCCAUCACCAUCGACGUGACCGUGCUCGUGAUCGUUCUCCAUCUUAUUCCUCAGUUGACUCACGUCGAUCCUAUCGAUAAUGUGCUAGAAGGAUUGUGUUUUUGACGAUGUUUGGAUUUCUUCACAUUUUAGAGAACUAGUUUUCAUUAUUCCGCGAUUCAAACUAAACAUUUUAUUUAUUUAUUAGUUAAAGAUCGUGUGGUUUAUGAAAUGUCGUUUGUGCAACAAUAAACAAAAAUAAAGAAACCGACUGCAUCGCAAUUGAUUCAGUCAUUCAAAGAUCAAAAA
Messenger RNA from Aedes aegypti (yellow fever mosquito), 983 nucleotides. RefSeq names its product transformer-2 protein homolog beta. The record is from RefSeq and is a predicted model, not a curated record. Bases 41 to 775 code for a protein of 244 amino acids. The transcript has 4 exons. Gene Ontology annotation, cellular component: spliceosomal complex. Gene Ontology annotation, molecular function: RNA binding. Lineage: Eukaryota; Metazoa; Arthropoda; Insecta; Diptera; Culicidae. Gene Ontology annotation, biological process: positive regulation of mRNA splicing, via spliceosome.